Nannospalax galili (Upper Galilee mountains blind mole rat) is the source of this 5416-nucleotide messenger RNA. It is a transcript of the gene Pdgfrb, whose product is annotated as platelet derived growth factor receptor beta. The transcript has 23 exons. Gene Ontology annotation, molecular function: platelet-derived growth factor beta-receptor activity; ATP binding; platelet-derived growth factor binding. Lineage: Eukaryota; Metazoa; Chordata; Mammalia; Rodentia; Spalacidae. Gene Ontology annotation, biological process: multicellular organism development; protein phosphorylation; positive regulation of smooth muscle cell migration. The coding region runs from base 409 to 3738 and encodes 1109 amino acids. Gene Ontology annotation, cellular component: signaling receptor complex. The record is from RefSeq and is a predicted model, not a curated record.
CACAGUGGUGUGAGCUCUGGGACUGACUGUGGCCACAGUCUCUGCCGUCCUAUCUGGAACCCAGGAUUACUCUGGGAGUAACUUACAGAGGAAGAGACCAAGGAGAAGCCCAGAGCCAGAACUGGCCCAGACCAGUCGGCUGCCAUCCGAGCAGUCAGCCAGACCCAGGGCGGCCCCCUCCAGGCUGCUCCGCUCCUCCCAGAGGAUGCUUUGGGAGUGAGGCGAGGCUGGGCCGCCCCUCACCCCUGCACACCCUCUCCUUUCCCCAGAGUCUCCUGGGGCUUGCAUGAUCAGGCCUCCCUCCCUCCUUCCCAAUAGCUUCCUAUUUUGGGUCCAGCAAAAUAACAGAGGACAGUGAGGAGGACUUCCUGGAGGGGGUGACAGCACAUACCAGAAGCCAUCAGCAGCAUGGGCAUCAUGGGGCUUCCAGGUGUGAUGCCAGCUUUGAUCCUCAAAGGCCAGUUGCAGUUGCUGCCUCUGCUAUGGCUGCUGGGACCACAGUCCUCCCAGACCCUGGUCAUCACACCCCCAGGGCCACAGCUUGUCCUCAACAUCUCCAGCACUUUUGUUCUGACCUGCUCGGGUUCAGCUCCAGUGAUGUGGGAACAGAUGUCCCAGGUACCCUCUCAGAAAGUGGCCAUGACCCAGGAUGGCAACUUCUCCAGCAUGCUGACACUGACUAAUGUUACUGGGGGAGACACUGGAGAAUACUUCUGUGCCUAUAACAACUCCCUAGGACCAGAGCUCAGUGAGCGGAAACGUAUCUACAUCUUCGUGCCAGAUCCCACCAUGGGCUUCCUUCCUGUGGACCCUGAGGAAUUGUUCGUCUUUGUCACGGAAGUAACUGAGACAAUAAUUCCAUGCCGAGUGACAGACCCCCACCUGGAGGUGACACUGCAUGAGAAAAAAGUAGACAUCCCUCUACAUGUCCCCUAUGACCACCAGCGAGGUUUCACUGGCACCUUUGAGGACAAGACUUACAUCUGCAAAACCACCAUCGGGGACAGGGAAGUGGACUCCGAUACCUACUAUGUCUACAGCCUCCAGGUGUCAUCCAUCAAUGUCUCUGUGAAUGCAGUGAAGACUGUUGUCCGCCAGGGUGAGACAAUUACCAUCAUGUGCAUCGUGACUGGGAAUGAUGUGGUCAACUUCAAGUGGACAUACCCUCGCAUGGAGAGUGGGAGGCUGGUGGAGCCAGUGACAGACUACUUAUUUGAAAUGCCCUCUCGCAUUGGCUCCAUCCUGCGUAUCCCCAAUGCUGAGCUGAAUGACUCUGGGAUCUACACUUGCAAUGUGUCAGUGAGUGCAAAUGACCAUGGAGAUGAAAAGUCCAUCAACAUCACUGUGGUCGAGAGUGGCUACGUGCGGCUGCUGAGAACGCUGGGUCCUGUACAAAUUGCUAAGCUGCACCGGAGCCGGACACUGCAGGUGGUGUUCGAGGCUUACCCGCCGCCCACUGUACUGUGGUUUAAAGACAACCACACCUUGAGUGACUCCAGCGCCGGCGAGAUGGCCCUGUCCACGCGCAACGUAUCUGAAACUCGAUAUGUGUCAGAACUGACCCUGGUGCGGGUGAAGGUGGCAGAGGCUGGCUACUACACCAUGAGGGUCUUUCAUGAGGAUGCUGAGGCCCAGCUCUCCUUCAAGCUGCAGGUCAAUGUCCCUGUCCGUGUGCUAGAGCUGAGUGAGAGUCACCCUGCCAAUGGGGAGCAGACAAUCCGCUGUCGUGGGCAGGGCAUGCCCCAACCAAAUGUCACCUGGUCUACAUGCAGAGAUCUCAAAAGGUGUCCACGAAAGCUGUCACUCCCACUCCUGGGGAACAGUUCGGAGGAGGAGAGCCAACUGGAGACUAAUGUGACUUUCUGGGAAGAAGAACAGGUAUACGAGGUGGUGAGCAUGCUUCGCCUGCGCCACGUGGACCAACCACUGUCAGUACGCUGUAUGCUGCAGAACUCGGAGGGCAAAGAUGUGCAAGAGGUCACUGUGGUGCCACACUCCCUACCCUUCAAGGUGGUAGUGAUCUCUGCCAUUUUGGCCUUGGUGGUCCUCACCAUCAUCUCCCUCAUCAUCCUCAUUAUGCUGUGGCAGAAGAAGCCACGAUAUGAGAUCCGAUGGAAAGUGAUCGAGUCUGUGAGCUCUGAUGGUCACGAGUACAUCUACGUGGACCCUGUGCAGCUACCUUAUGACCCCACAUGGGAGCUUCCACGGGACCAGCUUGUGCUUGGACGCACUCUCGGUUCUGGGGCCUUCGGGCAAGUGGUGGAGGCCACGGCUCAUGGUCUGAGCCAUUCACAGGCCACUAUGAAAGUGGCUGUCAAGAUGCUGAAAUCCACAGCCCGCAGCAGCGAGAAGCAAGCCCUCAUGUCCGAGCUGAAAAUCAUGAGUCACCUCGGGCCCCACCUGAACGUGGUCAACUUGCUGGGGGCUUGCACCAAAGGAGGACCCAUCUACAUCAUCACAGAGUACUGCCGCUAUGGUGACCUGGUGGACUACCUGCACCGCAACAAGCACACCUUCUUGCAGCGCCACUCUGACAAGCCCCGCCCACUCAGUGCUGAGCUGUACAGCAAUGCGCUGCCAGUGGGGCUCUCCCUGCCCAGCCACUUGUCCCUGACUGGGGAGAGUGAUGGUGGUUACAUGGACAUGAGCAAGGAUGAGUCUGUGGACUAUGUGCCUAUGCUGGACAUGAAAGGAGACAUAAAAUACGCAGACAUCGAGUCCUCCAACUACAUGGCCCCUUAUGAUAACUAUGUCCCAUCUGCCCCUGAGAGAACCUAUCGGUCCACCCUGAUCAACGAGUCACCAGUGCUUAGCUACACAGACCUCGUGGGCUUCAGCUACCAGGUGGCCAAUGGCAUGGAGUUCUUGGCCUCUAAGAAUUGUGUUCACCGAGACCUGGCGGCCAGGAAUGUGCUCAUCUGUGAGGGCAAGCUGGUCAAGAUCUGUGACUUUGGCCUGGCUCGAGACAUCAUGCGUGACUCGAACUACAUCUCCAAAGGCAGCACCUUCCUGCCUCUGAAGUGGAUGGCCCCUGAGAGCAUCUUCAACAGCCUCUACACCACCCUGAGUGACGUGUGGUCCUUUGGGAUCCUACUCUGGGAGAUCUUCACACUGGGUGGUACUCCUUACCCAGAGCUGCCCAUGAACGAGCAGUUCUACAAUGCCAUCAAGCGGGGCUACCGCAUGGCCCAGCCUGCCCAUGCCUCUGACGAGAUCUAUGAGAUCAUGCAGAAGUGCUGGGAAGAGAAGUUUGAGAUUCGGCCCCCCUUCUCCCAGCUGGUGCUACUUCUGGAGAGGCUGCUGAGCGAGGGUUACAAAAAGAAGUACCAGCAAGUAGAUGAGGAGUUUCUGAGGAGUGACCACCCAGCCAUCCUACGCUCCCAAGCCAGAUUACCUGGAUUCCAUGGCCUUCGAUCCCCUCUGGACACCAGCUCUGUUCUCUACACUGCUGUGCAGCCCAAUGAGGGUGACAACGACUACAUCAUCCCCUUGCCUGACCCCAAGCCAGACACUGCUGAGGAGGGCCCCCUGGAGAGUUCCCCUAGCCUGGCCAGCUCCACCUUGAAUGAAGUCAACACUUCCUCAACCAUCUCCUGUGACAGCCCCCUGGACCCCCAAGAAGAGUCAGAGCAGGAUUCCCAGCCGGAGCCCCAAACAGAGCCUGAGGCAGAGCUGGAGCAGCCACAAGAUUCUAAAUGCCCUGGAUCUCUGGCUGAAGCAGAGGACAGCUUCCUGUAGGGGCUGGCCCUACCCUGCCCUGCCUGAAGCUCCCAUCUGCCUCCUAGCAUCCAACCCUCCUGGCCUGGCUUCCCAGCAGCCAUGCUGUCACCAGCUGUCACUUCGAAGGUUCCUGCCCCCUAUAGGCAGCACCCCGAGUCUACAGGGCCGGCUUAGCUUAGGAGGCAAGAACACAGCAGGGACUAAGCCUCUGCCUUGGGGAGGCAUUGGGACUCUGAGCUGGGCCUCCCCAGGAGACACAGUUUCCCCGAAUGUGAGAGAAGUUGGGUUUGAUUACCCACAGUCUAGGCUCCCCCUAGCUGCCAGACAGGUACAGAACCUGGAGUUCCUGGAGAGAGUCUUGAGAUCUAAAAAGGUAUGUUCACGUCUUUCUGUGCAGCCAGCUGCCCCCUCAAUUCUAUCCCUCCGCUUUGAUCUUCCUGAGAACUGGGCAAGGACUUGGUACCCCCGGCUACUCGCCGAGCUGUGGCAGGCCUUGGACAGUCAUUUCAUUCAGAACCCACCUCUCCUGGUGCCAGUCUCUGCUUUCCCAGGCCCGAGCUGGUCUGGGGCCAGUUAUGCUUAAUGAAUGCUGUCAGUGCUGAGGGCUGAGCUGAGUACAAGAUACUCUGGCCUGUAGCCCCUGCCCAGAGCACCUGGGGCACACCCACCCCCAUCAGUCCUGGGACUUUUCCCUCAUCAUUCUCAGUUGAUCGGUCCACCAGAGUCUGCUGGCCCAUAGCACAUCUGUGAUAUGCUUAGUGCCAGCGUUAGGUGAGCACCAACAGGAGGCCCUGACUCUGCCCUGGGUCUCGGAGGAUGCCCUUGUCGUUUCUGGGCCCAAUUUUUUCCCUCUUUGAAAAAGGAGCAAGUUGGACUCAUUAACUCUGAAUACACCACUAUUUUAGAAUCAUCCAGGGUUUUGCACACCUGUCCAGAUGAAGCAAGAGCAAGUCCCUAAGCCACUUUUCUUGGAGUCAGCUGGGAUCUGGGGGGAUUCCAGACAUACACUAUAUUCCUGAGCAUUCAGGAACUGAGCCCCCAAGAGCCGCUGCCCAGACCUUGACUUGGAGUGACAGCCAGUGUCCUGGAAAGCCCCCACAGCUGCCGCAGGGGACACAGAAAGACCAAGACCUCUUUCACACCAUAAUGAACUCUGGAGCCAGCUUGAGCAAGAGGGGCAGAGAGGAGAAGAUAGGUCAUUUCAGGCCACCAGGAAUGUGACAGACACAAUGAACUAUGAGGACAUGUGUGUUCCACGUAGGACAUAAGAGAAGGUGCUGGGGUCAGGGGGUGCCGUCUCAACCACCAGCUGCUCCAGCCCGAGGCAGCACCACAUAGGAGUUUGGUUUUUUGUCACUGCCUGGGUCUAGCAAUGAUACCUCUCUGUCCCCAAACUGGUGGACACUGGAGGUGCGCAGGGAGUAAGGAUUGCAACAGAGACCACCAGGAGGGAUGGGCUGGAACCCCAGAAUAAGGGAAGUGAAGCCUCCUGCUCAGAGCCUUGGAGCCAGGUGGAUUAGCUUCUCACAACGGUACCAAAGAUGUAAUCACCUAGGUUUACAAGUAUUUUUAGGCCUCACAGUAACUCACAUUUAUACAUCAGAAGUGCUAUUUUGUAUGCUGUUAAGUUUUCCUAUCUGUGUAAUUUUUUUUAAGGGAAAGAUUUUAAUAUUAAACUUGGUGCUUCUCACUGAAA